UGCUCAACACAGCCCACUGCCCAAUAGGCUAGAGCAUCAUCAACGUCCUUCAGCUACCGCCCUAAGAGCAGUUGGCCGUUAAAAAGUUCAUCGCCCUCCAAUUUCAAUGACGGAGCUGAGCGCCGACAACAACCUCCAAUCCCGAGAUCAUAACAUCAACACUUCGAUUCUCCAAUCUCCUUCUCAUCCUAAUACAUUCCAAAGCUCAGGAAUUGAAGAUAGUACUGAUGGAGAUAUAGAAGACGAGGAGCUAAGGAGACUAUUGGUUCCAAAAAUAGAAGACCUUCCUCUCACUCCACCAACUGCAAUUCAAUCCAACUUCAUCACAUAUUAUGCCCCAGAUUUUAUGAAACCUGGGCAUGAUCAGUAUGUUCAUCGUCAUGCUAAUGGCUUGUGCAUAGUUGGGUUAGCUUCAACUCAUGUGGCUUUUAAGGACGAAGGAGGAAUUACAGGUGUUGAUUUCAAUGUCGGAAAGGCUGAUCGAAGUGGGAUUAAGGUUACAGGAAAGCGGAAAAAGAAUGCACAACAUUUUGAGUCCAAUACAGCAUUAUGUAAAGUAAUCACCAAGGAUUCUUCUUACAUUGUGAGAUGCUGUGUCAAAGGGUCUCUGUUGGAAGUAAAUGAGAGAUUAAUGAAGCAACCUGGUUUGCUUAAUUCAUCGGCAGAUAGGGAAGGAUAUAUUGCAAUUUUUAUGCCAAAGCUAGUAGAUUGGCGUAAAGUUGAGGCUUCUUUUGUUGGUGUGGAAGAGUAUAAGAGGUUAAGAGGCAUUUCUUGACUAGUAUGUCUCCAGGUGGAUUGGUAGGUGCCUUGCUUCAGUUAGAGCUAAUUUUGAAGAAACCAGAUAGAAUUUGAUGAAGAUCGUUUGCAGAGCCCUUAUUGACAUUCGUUGGAGUUUGUGGGCACG
Coffea eugenioides is the source of this 904-nucleotide messenger RNA. Its product is annotated as protein Simiate. The transcript has 7 exons. The coding region runs from base 107 to 775 and encodes 222 amino acids. Lineage: Eukaryota; Viridiplantae; Streptophyta; Magnoliopsida; Gentianales; Rubiaceae. The record is from RefSeq and is a predicted model, not a curated record. Gene Ontology annotation, cellular component: nucleus.